AUCAAAACCAGCGACGACACACCACAACCACCACCAACAACCAUGGAUGUCGGGCAACUGCUCUCCAACACGCUCUCGCCAGAUGCGCAACUGCGUCUCUCGGCCACCGAGCAGCUCGAAGCCGCAGCGCGCGAUCAUUUCGAUCAAUACAUGAUGCUCCUAUCCACCCAGCUAGCCAAUGAACAAGCCGCCUCACACAUCAGAAAUGCAUCUGGACUUGCUCUCAAGAAUGCUCUCUCUGCAAAAGAUUUCCGGCGACGCGAGGAGAAUCAAGGUAAAUGGCAAAAUCUGCCUGAACAGACGAAAGCGCAAAUCAAACAGGCUACCCUCUUUACGCUCAAUAGCAAUGACAGUAAAGCAGGUCAGUCUGCAGCGCAAUUCAUCGCGUCCAUUGCAGCUAUUGAAUUGCCGCUUCAGCAAUGGCCAGAGCUGAUGACGAGUCUUGUGAGCAACACGGCACCAGAGAGCGCGCAGCACGUCAAACAAGCUAGUUUACAAGCAAUUGGCUAUGUUUGUGAGACGGUUGACCCGGAAGUCCUUGCAUCGCAGUCAAAUGCCAUCUUGACGGCUGUGGUGCAAGGUGCGCGCAAGGAAGAACCAUCCAUUGCUGUACGGCUUGCUGCUAUUUCUGCUCUGUACGACUCGCUCGAGUUUGUUAGGGAGAACUUUGAGCGUGAAGGCGAGCGCAACUACAUUAUGCAGAUUGUGUGUGAAGCAACGCAAGCCAAUGAUGUCAAGCUACAGGUUGCUGCUUUUGGUUGUUUGGUACGCAUCAUGCAGCUCUACUACAACAAGAUGCGAUUCUAUAUGGAAAAGGCUCUCUUUGGACUGACGGUCCUUGGCAUGAAGCACAGUGACGAAAGUGUCGCUCUGCAAGCUAUUGAGUUUUGGUCGACCGUGUGUGAGGAGGAGAUUGAAGUGAUGAUGGAAGCACAAGAGGCACAAGAACUCGGUGAUCAGCCAGAGCGAGAAUGCUUCCAAUUUGCAAAGACGGCAUUGCCUGAAGUACUGCCUGUCUUGCUCACUUUGCUCUGCAAACAAGAAGAUGACGCGGAAGAGGAUGACUGGAAUGUUGCUAUGGGUGCCGCGAAUUGUCUGCAGCUCUUUGCUCAGUGUGCCGAGGGAGUCAUUGUGCAGCCCGUCUUGCAAUUCAUCGAGUCCAAAGUAUCGAGCAGCAACUGGAAGGAACGUGAAGCGGCUGUCAUGGCGUUCGGUUCGAUUCUUGAGGGCCCAGAACCGGAAAUGCUUAAACCCCUCGUUGCGCAAGUGCUCAGUGUCUUGCUCAACAUGAUGAAGGAUGAAAAUCUGCAAGUCAAGGACACGACUGCCUGGACACUUGGCCGUAUCUCCGACCUUGUCAUUGGCGCUGUUACGGUUGAAGUCUUGCCCAAUAUCGUCGGUGCUCUGCUCGAUGGUCUGCGCGAUCACCCACGCAUCCGAACAAACUGCUGCUGGGCGCUAAUGAACCUCAGUGAGCAACUUGACGAUCCAGAGUCUACCAGCUCGCAGAUGUCGCCCUUUUAUGAGCCAGCAUUCACUGCGCUUCUUGGUGUUGCAGAGUCAAACUCGAAUGAGAAUAAUGCCCGGACGUCUGCAUACGAAGCCCUAUCGACAAUGGUCUCGCACGCCUCGAGCGAAGUCCUGCCACUCAUCUCUAAGCUUUCAGGUGUCGUUCUCGACCGGUUGCAGGCAACCGUCUCUAUGCGCGCAAAUGUCUUGUCGACCGAAGAAAAGGUGCAAUUCGAGGAGCUGCAAUCCAACUUGCUCAGUGUUUUGACGAGCAUCAUCCGUCGUUGCGGCAAGGAUGUGGUACCCAUCUCGGACCGUAUCAUGACCAUUCUGCUUGAACUCGAGCAAAACCAGCCCAAGCAGUCUGUCGUCCAUGAAGAUGUAUUUAUUGCUGUGGGGGCACUCUGUCUCGCUGUUGAAGCACACUUUGGUAUCUAUCUCGAUGCAUUCGCGCCAUUCCUGUACGCAGCCUUGGCGAAUCACGAAGAAUACGCAUUGUGUGGUAUUGCAAUCGGAUUGAUUGGCGAUAUUGCGCGGUCGCUUGGCGAGCAAGUCCUCCCGUACGGCGACAACUUUAUGACGCAUCUACUGCAAAAUUUGCAGUCACCACUUCUCAACCGUGCAGCAAAGCCAGCCAUCUUGUCUGCCAUCUCAGAUAUCGCCUUGGCCAUCAAUCAGGAGUUUAGCAAGUACCUUGAUGUGGUGAUGCAGCUUCUACAACAGGCGUCCAGCGUGACCUACACACCGGAGUCCGGAUACGACAUGAUUGACUAUGUGAAUGGUCUUCGGGAAGGCAUUGUCGAGGCCUAUGUUGGUAUUGUGCAAGCCCUCAAGGGAACGCCUAAAGCCGCAACACUUGGUCCGUAUGUCGAGCACAUGUUUAACUUUAUGGCGACUUGUCUAGCGGACGAGGAACGGACACAAGCCCUGCAGCGGAAUGUGAUUGGUCUGAUUGGCGACCUUGCAGAGACAUUCCCUGGGGGACAGCUGAAGCAGCCUUUGUCUGCCGAAUGGGUAUCAGGCUGCUUGAAGGCUUCUCGUGCUAAAGGUCAACCCCAGGCCACCAAAGAGGUUGCCAAAUGGGCGAGUGAGCACGUUGCAACGGCGACUCGCUGACCUACUUAUGGCUCUUGUUCUUGUUUUAAACACAGAGAGUGUAACGCACUCUUGUCAUAUCCUUCGCAUUGAAGGAACUUUGCAUAGCUUUGUGGAUUUCUAGACUCUCUCGUCAGUGCUGUCAUGUGCUACAAGUCUGUGUGCAAAUUUAGUGAUUUCUGUUCAGGCACGACUAGCUGUGCGGGC
Messenger RNA from Protomyces lactucae-debilis, 2811 nucleotides. RefSeq names its product karyopherin Kap95. Gene Ontology annotation, cellular component: cytoplasm; nucleus. NCBI's taxonomy places the organism in Eukaryota, Fungi, Ascomycota, Taphrinomycetes, Taphrinales, Protomycetaceae. Gene Ontology annotation, molecular function: small GTPase binding; nuclear import signal receptor activity. The record is from RefSeq and is a predicted model, not a curated record. The transcript is spliced from 3 exons. Gene Ontology annotation, biological process: protein import into nucleus. The coding region runs from base 43 to 2625 and encodes 860 amino acids.